AUGCCAAAGCUCAGCAAGAACGUCCCGCAUGGGGAUCCCAUUUCUCCCUAUUUAUUCUUAAUUGUUGCUGAAGGACUGUCUUUGUUGAUUCAGGAUAGUGAAAAUAGGGGCCUUUUGCAUGGGUGUUGCGCGAAAGUUGGUUGCCCCCGGGUUUCUCACCUUUUCUUUGCAGAUGAUUCCUUACUAUUUUUUGAUGGUACAGUGGAGGAAGCUAUACGGAUUAAGCAAAUUCUUGGUGUUUAUGAGAAGGCUUCAGGUCAGGCUAUAAAUUUUGAUAAAUCUGGUAUCAUGUUUAGUCCGUGUGUGUCUGAGGAAAACUGGUUGACCAUCUCUGGUAUACUUGAUGUUCAUCUUCCUUUGGGUAGCGGUAAUUAUUUGGGGUUACCAUCUCUUAUUGGCCGUAGUAAAAAGCAAAUUUUUUCUUUCUUGAGGGAUCGCAUUUGGAAACGUAUUAGUAGUUGGAGUAAUCGUUUUCUUUCUCGUGCAGGCAGAGAAGUAUUAAUUAAAUCUGUAUUACAGGCAAUUCCAACAUAUUGCAUGAAUGUUUUUUUAUUACCUGUUUCCACUUGCCGACAGCUACAGGUCAUGAUGAAUAAAUUUUGGUGGGGUGGUUGUCGUGAGGAUGGGAGAGGGAUGAAUUGGCUCUCGUUGUAA
This is a messenger RNA of Manihot esculenta (cassava), 654 nucleotides long. RefSeq lists its product as uncharacterized. The transcript has a single exon. The record is from RefSeq and is a predicted model, not a curated record. Lineage: Eukaryota; Viridiplantae; Streptophyta; Magnoliopsida; Malpighiales; Euphorbiaceae. The coding region runs from base 1 to 654 and encodes 217 amino acids.